AUGGCACGCGCUGGCAUGCCGCUCGCCUUGUUCUUCACGUUGUGCCUGCUUGGCAAUGUUUCGUUUGUGUUGGCAGGACUGACAUCAUGGAACAACCUGACCUUGUCUAGCAGUCCCGAGAAUCGGCGACUGCACAGUGCGGUCAUGAAUGAUGCUGGUCGAAUCUGGAUUUUUGCUGGGAUAGGCACAACUUCAGGCACUUUUUUCAACGACAUCUGGUACAUUGACACGCAGGUGGCAAAUGCUACUUGGAACCAGCUUUCCGCAACAAAUGCCCCCCUCGCUCGCAGCCAGCACGUCGCCGUACUUUCCAAAGAAGGACGCAUGUGGAUGUUCGGUGGACAACGCGACAACGGAUGGCUUAGAAGCGACCUCUGGUACAUCGAUGUGGAGGCCGCGUCGCCACAGUGGACGCAGGCCAGAGCUCACACCGGUGCGGGUUCGCGUAAAAGCCCGAGCGCCGUUCUGACUGCUUCGGGGAAGAGGAUGUACCUCUUUGGUGGAGAGCAAGGCGGCGUGCACAACGACUUGCGCUAUUUUGAUUUGGAGGCGGCGUCCCCUGACUUCGUGACCGUCUCCCCAAACGGCACCUUGCCAACGGCGCGGACCUGGCACACGGCCGUCGUUGAUGGGAAUGACGUCAUGUGGGUCUUUGGCGGCUCGAGCUCGGGGGGCUAUCUUAACGAUCUUUGGCGCAUCGACCUUCAGGCUAGCAGCCCCACGUGGGAGGAGCUCACUCCGAGCGCAGGCCCUUCGGCCAGGCGCGAUCACACCGCGGUCAUAUCGUCGACCGGGCGGAUGGUGAUUUUCGGCGGAACCGAUGGUGUGAGGUUGAAUGAUGCAUGGUACAUCGACUUGCGCGCUACGAGCCUCGCCUGGACGCAACUGAAUCCAGUCAGCACUGCUCCGCCAACUAGGAAGUUCCACAGAUCCGUCUUAAGUUCGAAGGGGGAGAUGUGGACCGUUGGAGGAGAUACCGGCGAGCUGAGCGAGCUGUGGUACGCAGAGGCCCUUAGUCCAGAGUGGCUGGAAGUCUCCGCGACAGGCCCCGUGGGACGCUGGUCGGCCUCCGCCGUGCUCGAUCCGUAUUAUCGGAUGUGGGUGUGGGGUGGCUAUGAUGGCACGAGCUAUUACAGCGACUUGUGGUUUCUGCUAACCGAAGCUGAAAGUCCAAGCUGGUAUCAAGUCUACCCAUCAGGCAACAUCUCCAGUCGAGAAGGGCACAGUGCAGUCAUCUCAUCGAGUGGGACAAUGUGGGUCUUCGGGGGGAACGACAAUGGCAGUCCAUCGAGUUCUGUCUCCUCUAUCAACUUGCAGGACAAUUUUCAGUGGACGGACGUGUCCGUAGGAGGAUCUAUCUUUCCUCGGAGAUACCAUUCUGCCGUGCUCACGGAGGACGGAAAUAUGUGGAUCUUUGGCGGGGAUGAUGGAUUCGGGGUGGACCUCAAUGACCUGGUGUACUACAACACCAACUCGGGCGGCUCGUGGACAAGCUCGGCUCCCUCGGGUACUCUUCCAACCGGUCGGCGUCAGCACAUAGCCGUCGCCAACGAGACCAUGAAGAAGAUGUGGAUCUUUGGCGGUUGUGCAGGCUCAACCCCAAGUUAUAUGAACGACGUGUGGAGUAUCGACUUGCAGGACACAACCAGCCUGUCCUGGACACAACUAUCCGUGACCGGCACAAUCAGUGGCCGUGCAGGUUCCACAGCCGUCAUAACCUCAAGCCUGCGGAUCUGGAUCUUCGGCGGGACCGAUGGAAGUGUCUUGGAUGACGUGUGGUUCAUCGACCCCGAGGCAGAGAGUCCGUGGUGGGGGCAGGUGGUCCCUGUGCCCACGGCAGGGGCCCCCGUCGCCCGGCAGCUCGCCAGCGCUGUCUUGACAAGCCAGGGGGAGAUGUGGAUGUUCGGCGGGGCAAAUGGCACAAGUAAUGGCACAAGUAAUGGCACAAGUAAUGGCACAAGUAAUGGCACCGUUGCGUUGUCGGAUGUGUGGCGACUGACCCCGCUGGCGGACGACCUAUCAAGUACAUCCACAACAACCAGCUCAAGCACGUCGAUGUCCAGAACAUCAAGCACAUCAAGCACAUCAGUCACAAACACGACAACAUCCACCACUGUCACGUACACGAGGACUAUCACAACCACGACAACCGCCACUGUCACGCACACGGCCACGACAACAGCAACGACAACACCCACGACAACAGCCACUGUCACGCGCACGAGCACGACAACAGCCACGACAACAGCCACUGUCACGCGCACGACCACGACAACAGCCACGACAACAACCACUACUGCCACAACAUUUCUGUCCAAUACAAGCACAACCUUGACGACGACAACAUUCUCUGGCACGUACACAUCCGUCACGAACACCACCACGACGUCUACGGUUUCUACUUCCGUUAGCUCAAGCGUUUCAAGCACCUUUUGGGUUUCAAGCACUGGAUCAACCACAUCGAGCUCAUCACUCACCUCUACCUCCUCGAGCAUCACCCAGAGCACCAUCUCAUCUUCAAGCUCAAGCAUCAGUUCUGUGACCACUUCUUCGACAUCGAGGACGUCCAGCAGCAGCAGCUCUAUCAGCUCCACGACAACCUCCAGUACCUGGUCUAUCUCCAGUACGUCAACUUCAACCAUCAGCUCCAUAACAAGUACAACCUCAAGUGCCACAAGUUCAAGCACCACUUCCACCACCUACAGCUCAACCCUCUCCAGCACGAGCUCUUCCUCGCAGACGGUGUCCUCCACGACGACAACCUCUUCAAGCCACACAACGAGCAGCUCGACAUCAACAACUUCGACAUCAAGGACGUCCACGAGCAGCAGCUCUAUCAGCUCCACGACAACCUCCAGUACCUGGUCUGUCUCCAGUACGUCAACUUCAACCAUCAGCUCCACAUCAAGCACAACCUCAAGUACCACGAGUUCAAGCACCACUUCCUCAACAAGAACUGCGACCUCAACCAGCUCAACCCUCUCCAGCACGAGCUCUUCCUCGCGGACGGUUUCCUCCACGACGACAACCUCUUCAAGCCACACAACGAGCAGCUCGACGUCAACAAGCAGCUCGACCACGUCUUCAACAACUACUUCCACUUCGUCAUCGUCCAGAUCCAGCACUUCGAGCUCAAGCCGUACAGACACCAGCACAUCCCUGACCUCCUCCAGCACCACUUCUUCAAGCACCACAUCGACUUCCACAUUGCUUGGAUCAGUGGUGAUCCCAAAGGAGUUCGAAGGGACGACGCAGGGCCAGGUGCUUGCACAGUCGCUGCAGACGGCCCUGGCUGCAGCUCUCCAGGAGGACCCUGUGCUUUCCGCAACCACACCUGCGGGCAACGUCACCGCGGUGAGGUUGGCGACGCCUGCGGCCACGGGCCCAACUGUGCUGCAGCUGAACCGCACACGCAACCCGGGUUCCCCACUCACCGUGGUGCUACCACCGGCCCUGAUUCAGGACGUGUCUAGCGGAGGAAAUGCGGUUCUGGUUGUCACAGAGGUGAAAGACGAAGUGGCAGGGACUUUGCCGCAUGAUGGGGCAGACGGCAAGGUCAUGGUGAACUCCCCAAUCAUAGAGCUCUCCUUCGCCAAAGAAGCCAGUGGGGAGGUCGCCGUACUUGAUAUAGUCCGGAACAACGACACAAUCGUGUUUGCCAUGCUUGGCCGUCCGCCGGUCCCUGGUGAAAGCUGCGCCUUCUUCAAUUCCAGCACGGGACUUUGGUCCAAUGCUGGCGUGCAGCUCAUGAGUAGCUUCGAGGUGGGCGGCGAAAUCGUCGAGGCCUCUUGGUGCCGAACAUCGCACACCUCCAUGUUUACCAUUCUCGAGAGCGUCCCUUUUGACGUCCUUUAUGAGACCGAUACCAACAACAUGAAUGCCAGUGGCUACACUGUGGUGUUGGCUUUGGUGGCGGUCGUGUGGUGCAUUGGCGGCACUGUGCUUUGCGUCCUUUGCCUGCGUCGGGUGAGACCGCCAAGCUCGGGGCGAGCAAAGCUGAUGUACGCUGGCGGAGGUGCGAAGCAAAUGUCGUUUCAGUGCAGCAGGGUUAUCACGGAACCAGUGGAGGGCGACACGACUCCAAAGCGUGGCAAGGCGCAGAAGGUGCUGGUGAAGUGGGACAUCGAGCCGGAGGAGAUGGUUGAAGACCUUGACAAGCUUCGCGGCUACCGGGGAGUGACAAGGGAGCUGGGCGGCCCCCAGCACGAGGUGGUCCAGAUCAAGUCCGAAACAUCUCACCUGUCCCGGGCUUCCGAACGCCUAAUGACCCAGCGCUCCCUGCAGAAUCUCGAAAACAUCUUUGGGGGGCUUGAUCCAGACGAUGGAGAAGAAGAGCAUGAAGAGCAGAGUGAGCCAUAUGACCUGAGGGACCUGGCUGACAACGAAGAUCCCCUAAUACCGGUUGAUGUCGAUGAGUUCUGCAGAGGAGGGCGCCCAUUCGAUGCCUACAUGCACGGAGAGGAAGUGCUGUAUUUCUCUUCUUCACAAAAACGCUUCAUCCCGGCAUUCAUCGAGGGGCCUGGCCUAUUUCCAGACGACGGCGGAGCGCCAACGUACAACGUCCUGGUCGGGGUCCGCUCACAGCUCCGAGAGCACGUUCCUCUUCAACUUCUCCGGCCACCUUUGGCAUUGGGCGCCCGCGUGGAGGUCUUCUCUGAGAAGAACCGGUGCUGGCUGCCUGGCCUGAUCAUUCGAGAGCCGGUCGGCGCCCUCAUGCACUUGGAGACCUUCCAGGUGUCGCUGGAUACUCCGCAGGAGGCCCCGCAUCGGCGUCUCUCGACCCGGGGUCCCGUCACGGCGCUGCCCGAGCAGGAUGGCACGGACAAAGUCUGGAACGUUCCUCUCAGCCGGCUCCGUCGGCGAUUCGAGAGGGGCAGCCAGGUCCUCGCCUAUCGCGACGAGUACCCCGGCUGGGCCCCGGCAACUGUGGAGGCCACUGUGGCCGAAACAACACCGGUUCUUGAAGAGACCAGCCCCACGGCGAUGUCACCACGUCCGCUUGAGAUCCCGGAGGGCAUGGACACCAUGGUCCCUGUUUGCUUCCCUGGAGAAGCAGCAGCCGUCUCAAUACCAUCCUAUCGCCUCCGCGAGCCCCGCAAGCUCGACUUCUUCUCAGUCUGA
Messenger RNA from Symbiodinium natans, 5121 nucleotides. NCBI's taxonomy places the organism in Eukaryota, Dinophyceae, Suessiales, Symbiodiniaceae. The record is from the annotation of a GenBank genome assembly.